Coregonus clupeaformis (lake whitefish) is the source of this 633-nucleotide messenger RNA. RefSeq names its product PC4 and SFRS1-interacting protein. Bases 1 to 633 code for a protein of 210 amino acids. The transcript has 6 exons. Gene Ontology annotation, biological process: regulation of transcription by RNA polymerase II. Lineage: Eukaryota; Metazoa; Chordata; Actinopteri; Salmoniformes; Salmonidae. Gene Ontology annotation, cellular component: nucleus. Gene Ontology annotation, molecular function: transcription coregulator activity; double-stranded DNA binding. The record is from RefSeq and is a predicted model, not a curated record.
AUGCCAGGCAAGGCAGCAGACAGGUUCCAGCUUGGGGACUUGGUCUUCGCCAAGAUGAGGGGCUUCCCCCACUGGCCGGCCAGGAUCGCUAAGGGCGAGGGCUCUAAGAAGAAGGUUCCAGUGUUCUUCUUUGGAACCCACCAGACAGCGUUCAUACCCCCUGAAAAUAUAGUGCCCUACGUCGGGAACAAGGGCAGAUAUGGAAAAGGAGUGCGCAUCAGAGGCUUCACAGAGGGCAUGUGGGAGAUAGAGAACUCUCCCAGAGUAGGCAGCAAACCCAAGGUGGGUGCUACCCCAGUCAAAAAGGAGCAAGCAGAGAACAAGCCAGACCAGACCAAGACAUCUGCACCAGUCCGAAUGGCCACCGCCCCGAAACAGGCCCCGAAACAGGCCCCGAAAACACAAGCGAAGACUAACAAGACAGUGGCAGUGACGGCCCCGGGAAACAGGGCGGCCCCGGGAAACAGGGCGGCCCCGGGAAACAAAAAACCAUCUGCCGACGGCCAACCGGAAGCUGACACGCCGACCAACACAAGAGCUGAGAAAAGGAAAAAGUAUGAGCCUGUCCAGGGGCAGAAGACGGCCCCAGCCAGUCCAGCUGUAAGCCCACCCGGUAAAGAACAUCACCGCUAG